Messenger RNA from Mugil cephalus (flathead mullet), 2727 nucleotides. It is a transcript of the gene ndel1b, whose product is annotated as nudE neurodevelopment protein 1-like 1b. The transcript has 9 exons. The coding region runs from base 176 to 1198 and encodes 340 amino acids. Gene Ontology annotation, cellular component: kinetochore; kinesin complex; centrosome. Gene Ontology annotation, biological process: mitotic centrosome separation; chromosome segregation; vesicle transport along microtubule. Gene Ontology annotation, molecular function: microtubule binding. The record is from RefSeq and is a predicted model, not a curated record. NCBI's taxonomy places the organism in Eukaryota, Metazoa, Chordata, Actinopteri, Mugiliformes, Mugilidae.
UUACGUUAGUUCCGGGAGACGCGUUGGCAAUUUCCUAAACACGGCUCAGUAUCGUUCGAGACCCCGGCGAGAGGAAGGUCUGUAAUUGAACGUUGGACAUUACAGCGGUUGGAGGGCGACUUGCUGAAACUGAAGACAAUUGGACAUAGUUUUGACAUGAGCAGGUUGCACUGACAUGGACACAGAGAUGAUUCCCAAAUUUACAUCAAAGGAUGAGGAAGUUGAUUACUGGAAGUCCCAAGCUCUCAAGUAUAAGAAAAGUUGCCAGGAUGCCCAAGAGGAACUGCAGGAGUUCCAGGAGGGGAGCCGGGAACUGGAAGCUGAGCUAGAGGCACAACUUGGCCAGGCUGAACACAGACUUCGAGACUUGCAAAUUGAAAACGAGAGACUAAAGAAUGAGCUGACCAGCCUCAAGGAGAAGCUAGAGCAGCAGUAUGCCCAGAGUUACAAACAGAUUUCCAUGCUAGAGGAUGACUUGGGUCAGACGCGCAGCAUCAAGGAGCAGCUCCACAAAUACGUCAGAGAACUUGAGCAGGCCAACGAUGACCUGGAGAGAGCCAAAAGAGCAACAAUAGUGUCUCUUGAAGACUUUGAGGGCCGUCUAAACCAGGCCAUUGAGAGAAACGCCUUCCUGGAAAGUGAACUGGAUGAGAAGGAAUCUCUCCUAGUAUCUGUGCAGCGACUGAAAGAUGAGGCACGAGACCUGCGACAGGAACUGGCAGUACGGGAGCGCACUACAGACAGGAUGUCAGCACCCAGCUCACCCACCUUAGACAUCGACAAGAUGGAUUCUGCUGUGCAGGCCUCGUUUUCCCUCCCAGCAACCCCUGUGGGAAAGACUACAGAGCACCCCUUCAUCAACACAAAAGCAUUGACCAAUGGCUGCGCUAGCCCCGCCCUCACUCCUUCUGCGAGAAUCUCGGCUCUAAACAUUGUUGGCGACCUCCUGAGAAAAGUUGGGGCUUUGGAGUCCAAACUCGCUGCAUGUAGGAACUUUGCCAAAGAUCAGGCUGCAAGAAAAAAAUACUCCACAGACAAUGGUACACUCAUCAACAGCAAUGCCACAAAGUUCUCUCACUCUCUACAUACCACUUACUUUGACAAAACCACUGUUAAUGGAUUGGAUCCCAGCACUUUGACUUCCAUGACAUCAUCCAGAGCCUUGUCUCCGCCAGGCAUUCUGCCUUUGAGUGUUUGAGGUCCUCAAACAUCACAAACCUCCACCGAGGCUGGGCUCCUAUCCACCCAACAUAAUAUGGGAACAGAGAGGACCCUCGUGCUGUGCGUGUGUGCGUUUGUGUGCAUGCGUGCAUGUCUGAGAAAGAGAGUUGGGAAGGAAGAGUGGUGUGUGUUUGGGAAAGAGUAUUUCUGAAUCUGAUGUGUGCAAGGGAAGCGUGACCAUUAAAUGAACUUGCUUCCGGUUUUCAGCUCUCACUGCACCUACUCAUAGGUGCACUAUGUCCCUACCAUAUACUUGCAUGUGCCUAAAGUUGAACUGUACUGUGCUCUUAUGAACAUUGCAAUGCGUUGCUGUUGAUGUCAGCUUUAAAGUAGCACAGUUACUAUAACAACACGCAGUUCCUCUGAAACCUACUACACAUGACAAAGGGUCAUUAACAGGCCAUAGCUUCCUUUUUAACUUGCUUCUUCCUCUUGUAUUUCCACUUAAAUUGCACAUUUAAACUCAUUUCUAUUUAAAAUGUAUUAUAUUUAAAAAGGGAUUUGUUCAUAUUAAGUAAUUUAUCUCACAGUAUGCUUUAAAAUGCCUAUUUGCUAUUUUCUUGCAUGUGUGUGUAUGUAAAGUGUGUGUGGAGAAGUAUGGGUGGAGCCCAUAUUACCAAGAAUGACCGAAGUGAAUGUUGAUUGUUCAAAGCCAUAGAGUUGGGGUGCAGUGGUUCCUCUUGUUGCUGGCUGAAGCAGUGUCUCUCCUAAACCCGCACUUCAACUGCUCCUUAAUAGUUUUUGCUGCAUUCAGAUGUUUUCUUUCUGAGGAUCCACUGGCAAUUUCAAGAGAAUGGUUUUGCCUUUUUUAUGUUUAAAGUAUGGAUUUUUUUUUUAUUAUUUUGUUGCAAGCUUAGUUACCUCAUUGUGAUGUUUGGAAUUGUCAGCUGUUUGUUAUUAACAUGAGUAUGUGAAUUUGACUCUAUAAAAUUAAUUUAAAACCUACUCAAGGAGCCAAUUUGAGGAUACCGAUUAGUUUUGUCUAACGUAUCUGAUAUGGUGCAUUGUGACCUUCAAGUCAUGCAGUGCAUUUGCCAUUUGUCUGCUUUUGUAUAGCGUUGAUUUAAUACGACAGAUGCAUUUAGCAGGUUAGGUUCUGCAUCCAUUUAACUUACCAGAACUUUGUCUGAAUUCUCCCUUUCCUCUCACUGUCACAUAUCUUUGUUAAUUCCUCAUUGACAACCUCUGGCCCUCUUGAUUAGUUGCAUUAUUUCAAAGGCUUCAUUGUUAUUUAAAAAUAUGAGAUGUCACUGGGGGGACAUCAUAGGAGCCUGUUACAAAAGUGUAUUCUACAGUCACUGCAUAGAGCUUGUAUAGAUGGUAAUUUUACCCACUGCGUUGUGUACAUAGAGAGACAUUUGGCAUUAACGUCCUAUUUAUUUCAGAUUGUGUAUGGCAUGUGUUCAGAUUAUGAGUUUUACUUUUAUUCAGUGGUUAAAGCCAUUGUAAUAUGACAUAAAAUUGUCAAAGUUGUUUAACUAAAUAAAGACUGGGGUAAAGAAAGCG